AUGCUUCGCGGAAACAUCUCGAGGACAAAAUGCUUCCCUGAUAAGCCAGGGCAGAGGUUUUGUCAACCAGGGCAUGGAUCCACCUUCUGCGGUGGCCUCAGUGGUGGCAGUGCGAUCCUUGCAGCCCAAGUCAGCACGGCCUUUGCGGAAUUGCGCAACGAUACCGCAGAACUUCCGGGGCGACUACAUGCCCUAAGUAACGAAGUCGCUGACAUCGAGUUUGUUCUCUACCAGGUCGUUGCGGCACGAGACCUGUCGUUUCCUUCUUGCAGCUGGCUCGGAUCCGGACUACAAGCUUGCGACAUACUGCUUCGAGGAAACCUCAGUACCAGCGUCAUAGAGGUCCUUCGAUGCAUAUUGAGAGACAGACUCCGAGACAGAGAUGCAAUGCGCCGCACAGCACUGGAGUGGGCAGCCGCCCGCGGAGAUGACCGAGCAGUGCUUACACUUCUCAGCUUUGGAGGCAAGCCCAACAUCACUGACAACAAAUUGAAUACGCCCUUGACUCUUGCUUCCAAUCAGGACAACACGCUAUGCGUUCAACUUUUGCUCGAGGCCGGCGCUCUUGCAAAUCCGGUUCUCCCUUUAGGCGUAAAACUUAGCAGCCCAUUAAAUUGUGCUGCACGGUAUGCAACUGAUCCCCUGCUCUUGAAGACGCUGUUCGACUUCGACGCUGACGUAGAGGCCAGUAGCGUCGACGGCGUUGCGCCACUAUUGCAUGUGGCCCGCGGAAAACCUGUCAGCUUUGCAGAGCUGCUAUUGGACUACGGAGCAGAUAUCAACGCAACUUCCAAAAACGGGCUGACAUCUUUGACGGCUGCGAUCAUUUUCAACAACCAUAGCGUUCUCCGCUUGCUGCUCGAUCGAUGGUUUGAAUACACAGAAUGUCCCAGGCUCAAAGGCCAUCAUCUUCUCGACUUCGUUAUAGAUUAUGCAGACAUCGAGACUAUGUCGAUACUAACUACUGCUACGCAUCUUCAACAGCUAUGUGCCAGAAAAUGUACUUGCAUUCGAGAGUCUGCUCGAUGCAAUCCGCGAUUAUCCCAAGCUCUCCAAGUACCGUGA
Messenger RNA from Letharia columbiana, 1065 nucleotides. RefSeq lists its product as uncharacterized. Lineage: Eukaryota; Fungi; Ascomycota; Lecanoromycetes; Lecanorales; Parmeliaceae. The coding region runs from base 1 to 1065 and encodes 354 amino acids. The transcript is spliced from 4 exons. The record is from RefSeq and is a predicted model, not a curated record. Gene Ontology annotation, molecular function: protein binding.